AUGACAGACAUAGGCAGAGUUGCCGCUCCUUGGUGGGAGCGCUCACUCCCACCCUGGGUUGACCGGCCGGACAUUUCAAGCUUCUAUGAGAUGGUCGCCGCCCUCAAGGGUUACAAAUACAAUCAGCGGGCUGCUGCUGUAGUUUCGCAGCACGACGAUGUUCUCGUCCAACUCUGUCUUCUUGUCGACGCCAUCGGCCUUGACCGCAAAUCUGCCAGCAAGUUUGUCCGCCUUUUCAAGCUGGUUCACAGUAUGGAUGAGUUUAAGAACCGGGUUGUCGAAGGCGACCGAGAAGUUGCAACAUCCAUUGCAAACAUUCUCGAUGUUUAUGAGGACUCGGCACGGAUUGUGAAGAUUCGCAAAUCUCUCAUCCCUGUUAGGAAACGCACCCUGACUGAAGCCUAG
Molecule: messenger RNA, 405 nt
Organism: Ustilago hordei
Lineage: Eukaryota; Fungi; Basidiomycota; Ustilaginomycetes; Ustilaginales; Ustilaginaceae
Exons: 1
Coding region: 1-405 (134 amino acids)
Source: RefSeq, a predicted model, not a curated record